AUGAUCGCGUCCAUCUCGUUGGUGUUAUUGGGUGGCGUUUUUGCCGGGCUAACAUUGGGUCUGAUGGGCCAGGACGAGCUGUACCUCAAAGUGAUGGCCGAUAGUGGCACCCCUAACGAGCGCAAAUGGUCUCGAGAGGUGCUGAGUCUGAUCGGCAGAGGUAAACACUGGGUUCUGGUCACUUUACUAUUGUCCAACGUGAUAACUAACGAAACGUUACCUGUUAUGUUGGACAGAUUUUUAGGUGGAGGAUUUGCGGCUGUUUUAUCUUCCACCGCUGCGAUUGUCAUUUUCGGAGAAAUCAUCCCCCAGUCGGUUUGUGUUCGUUACGGACUACAACUGGGCGCGUAUUUCUCCCCCUUCGUGCUUGCAUUGAUGUACUUGAUGUACCCUGUUGCAUACCCGAUUGCGCUUUUGCUGGAUUACAUUUUGGGUCAAGAUCACGGUACCGCAUACCGUAAAAGCGGGCUCAAGACCCUUGUCACUCUCCACAAAACCAUGGGAGUCGAGAGACUCAACCAGGACGAGGUCACCAUCAUCAGUGCCGUUCUCGACUUGAAGGAGAAAAAGGUCUGCACGAUCAUGACUCCUAUCGAUAAGGUGUACACGCUUCCGUCCGAUCGGAUUUUGGACGAGGAGGUUGUCGAGGAGAUCUUCAACGCCGGAUUCUCCAGAAUCCCGAUCCAUCUUCCGGGCGAGCCAACAAACUUCGUUGGAAUGCUGCUGGUUCGUAUUCUGAUCAGCUACGACCCAGAAGACGGGCUGCCUGUUUCCUCGUUCCCGCUUGCAACUCUGCCAGAGACUUCGUUGGAAACCUCGUGUCUGAACAUUCUGAACUACUUCCAAGAGGGAAAGUCUCACAUGGUGAUUGUCAGUAAUACUCCAGGUAUGGACACUGGAGCCGUUGGAGUGCUCACGUUGGAGGACGUUAUUGAGGAGCUCAUUGGCGAGGAGAUUAUUGACGAGAGUGACGUCUACGUUGACGUGGACAAGAACAUUAUGCGGAGCAAUCCUGGCCCGCUGGCCAAGAAGAACGUGUCCACGUAUCUUCACAGUCUGUACUCGUCGCGGUCGACCUCCCAAACGGGCGGACAGACGGCCUCGCCGACCCCGGCGUACUACCACAAGAGAGACAGUCUCGACAACAGGAACACGCCCGAGCCACAGCAUAACGCGCCAAUCAACUCCACUAUUGCCAACGGCAUGAAACCGUCAAACCUUGCCGUGAACCCGCUGCAGACCAGCAACGUGCAUGUGACCAUCAAGAAGCAGCCCCAGCUCGGGACGAACAUCAAGACCGAGAACGGCACACCCAACUACGGUGCGGCGGGGUCUGAGGGUGACGCUGCAGAGAAACAGUCCAAGACACCGACGCGCAAGCUGUCUGUGACUCAGACAAAGACUACGACGGUGCAGAAGCGGUUCACGCUGCCUAACGAGAGACAACAGCGGUCUUCGGUGGAUCUUUCUGAGGUGAACGACCAGACCACGCCAGUGAAGUCGGGCGCCAUGGACAUUUCAAGGGAGCCCGAGAGUGAGCCUUUGAGCGAGGGGAUGUCCCUGAAGAGCAGCUCGGGCAUUGUGGAGAACGUGAUUAGCGUUCGCGGAGUGAGUAAGACUGUGAUUGGCGAGACCGUGGUCAGCGACACGAUGCACAUCGACGAGGACCAUCUGGAUGAGGGCGAACCUUUCCUAAGUAAGAGCAAUGGCCUCAAACCGCGCAGAGACUCCAAGCGGUUUUGGGACUGGGGUUGA
This is a messenger RNA of Ogataea philodendri, 1755 nucleotides long. RefSeq lists its product as uncharacterized. Lineage: Eukaryota; Fungi; Ascomycota; Pichiomycetes; Pichiales; Pichiaceae. The transcript has a single exon. Bases 1 to 1755 code for a protein of 584 amino acids. The record is from RefSeq and is a predicted model, not a curated record. Gene Ontology annotation, biological process: magnesium ion homeostasis. Gene Ontology annotation, cellular component: intracellular membrane-bounded organelle.